Molecule: messenger RNA, 4495 nt
Organism: Anarrhichthys ocellatus (wolf-eel)
Lineage: Eukaryota; Metazoa; Chordata; Actinopteri; Perciformes; Anarhichadidae
Product: hydroxycarboxylic acid receptor 2-like
Exons: 1
Coding region: 3009-3983 (324 amino acids)
Biological process (GO): G protein-coupled receptor signaling pathway
Cellular component (GO): plasma membrane
Molecular function (GO): G protein-coupled receptor activity
Source: RefSeq, a predicted model, not a curated record
AAAGCCAGUCUGUAAAAAUGUGUUUUAAGAAGUGAUUUAAAAGAGAUUACUGAUUCUACGAGCUUUAUCUACAGGUUGUUAUCUGCAGGUUGUUCCAAAGCCGAGGGGCCCUGAUGGCAAAAGCACGGUCGCCUUUAGUUUUCAGCCUCGACUUUGGUGCUUUAAAAGUGAACAGUAAAUUCUUAAAAUCAAUUCUAAAACGAACAGGGAGCCAGUGGAGAGAAGCCAGGAUUGGGGUGAUGUGAUGUCGUCUGUUAAAACCAGUGAGAAGCCGAGCUGCUGCGUUCUGAACUAGUUGGAGGCGAGAGAGUGACCUUUGGUUGAUGCCAGAGAGCAGGGAGUUACAGUAAUCGAGUCUUGAUAAGAUGAAUGCAUGAAUGACUUUUUCCAGGUCAGGGUGAGAGAAUUGGUUUGAUUUUGGAGAUUCUUGUAGUUUGAAGAAAACAGGACUGGACAACUUUUGUGACUUGUGGUUUGAAGCUUAAAUCUGAAUCAAAAACUUCUCCUAAGUUGGACUUUAUGUUAACAGACAGGGGGCCAAGGGCACUUUCAAUGGGAGUGAUAAUGUUUGGGGGACUAAAUAUUAUGAUUUCUGAUUUUGAGCUGUUGAGUUGAAGAAAGUUUUGUACCUUCCAACAGUUGAUAUCAUUAAGACAGUCUAAAAUAGCAGCUAGGCUUCUGGGGUCAUCAGGUCUCAAGGGAAGGUAUAUCUGUGUGUCGUCUGCGUUAGCAAUGAAAAGAGACAUUAUGACGUUGAAUGAUUUCACCAAGUGGGAGCAUGUAUAUGGAAAAUAAAAUUGGACCUAAAAUUGAACCUUGCGGUACACACAGGUAAUGUGAGAUGUAGAGGAUGCGUAGUUACCUAUGGUGACCGAGUGGGUUCUAUCUGAAAGGUAAGAAUAAAACCAACUAAGUGCAGCAUCCUUGAUGCCAACCCAGGUUUUAAGACGGUUGAUUAAAAGGUCAUGGUCUACUCUGUGUCAAAGGCUGCACUUAGGUCUAAAAGAAUUCAAAUGGAGCUCUCCCAUCUGCCGGCUGCUUAAAGGAGAUCAUUGGAUACCUUGAAGAGGGCGGUUUCUGUGCUGUAAAGCUCUAAAACCUGACUGAAACCUCUCAAAGACGUUAUUAAGACACAUAAAAGCCCAAAGCUGGGUUGAAACCACUUUUUCUAAAACUUUUGAUAAAAACUGAAGUUUAAAAAUGGAUCUAAAAUUGCUAAGAACAGAGGGAUCAAGAUUAUGUUUCUUUAUAAGAGGUUGGCCCACAGCAUGUUUAAGAGUCGCGUGAGCUAUUAAUAAUCAAUAAAAUACUGGGACCAACUGUAUCAAUAACCUCUUCAAGACAUUUAGUUUGUAUAAAAUCAGGUUGAUUUCAUAGGGGAUAUGAUUUCAGCUAAAAAGGAAAGGGAAGCAGGUUUAAAAUUGCUAAAAUAACUAGGACUAUCCCUACUGACAUGUAAAACACGGUCUGGGGAAGGGGGGGAUAAUUUGUCCUUGACUCUAUUUUUAAAAAAGUUUAAAAACUGCCCACACAUCUUUUGUGUGGCCUCAGUAAAAUGACAUGGGAGGGGGUGACCACUGAGUCCAUUAUCUUAAAUAGAAUUCUCGGAUUUGCCAAAAUUAAGUUGGCUUCUUUAACUUCUGUAUAAUACGUUCUCAUUGCACAUUGAAAGCUGAUCCACCCACAGGAAGUCACACAAACCCACUUAUCUUCCUCUUUGGAAGGCUGUGAAAAGCAUUAUUCAGUAAAAUAUUCAUUAAACUCAAACAAACACAAAAGCAUUACCAUUUCGGUUUACUUCACAUGGCUGCUGCACAUAUGUUGCUGUCUGAAAGACUCAUUUGUGCUGAAUGUGAAUUUAUUGUACUUUCAUUUGCCUGUUAAUUCAAUUCAAAUAUUUGAAUUGGCUGUUCACCUAUCUGUACAAAUGAUGUCAGACUUUCCAGAUUCCUUCACUUAAAAACAAAACAAAUCUGGUUUCAUUAUAGACUUGAAUCUUGUUGAUAACAAACACCAUCAAAGCAAUAAACAGAGACUGAGACAUUGAAUUGAUAUGUUCAGACCCUUUAUUCAGUGCUUUGUAGGCUGGACAGAGCCCAUCAGUGAACUGGUACCCUCAGGUGUAAGUUUGGACAUUGACAGUUUGUCAGUGACAUUAAUGGACUUGUCCCACAAACACUUGUGUUUUGAUGGGCUUUGACCUUCAUCCCAUUCUGAAGUCACGUUCACUUUAGGUCAAGUUUUUGUCCAGCACCUGUUGGCUUGAUUCAUUGUCCUCUCAAUCCUGAGCAGUCUCUGUCUUUUUCUUUUUGCCACUGACUUCACUGUAGGUUGCGAUGAGGAGUGAUGCCUGGUUUUUCACAGUUGUAACUCUUGGCAAGUAACGAGCUGAGGUUUUUAUAUCAUCCGGCCACAAUUUCUUUUGUCAGCAGUCCUAAAAGUGGUAGUAACACCAGUCCUCGUAUGACUUGUCAUAGUUACUGCAAUUUCUCACAUUUCGCAUGCAAUGUAAAGCUGUUGGGUUGGUUAUCUUACCAACACCCUUCUUUAAAUACUGACUUUUGUAAAAAGUAAAAUGCAUGUUUUUGCUUUGUUGUUAACUUCCAGGGAAGGAUCCUGCACAUGGAGGAUUACAGACUUUAUUCAAGUGGAUUGAUUUUAAUUGAACAUUGAUGCAAUGAAAUAAAUAACUCAUUCGUGAUUUUUAUGCAAGACUUUCCACAUGCAAGGGUAUUGUGAAGUGAUACUAUUCCUUACUUUCCGUUUCCUCAGCAGUAAUUAGUCAACCCCUUUGUAGCUUUCUGGAGAAAUAUAUCAUCUUUGGGGAAAUAUAGAGAACUUUUGUGUAUUAACAGUUUAUGAAAAGCAGAACCGUCGGCAUCAGACUUCCUGUCAAUGCAAAAACCACAAACACUUUUUUUCUAUUUAGAAGUUCCCUUUAAAGACUGCAGACAGUUGUCAAGGGGUUAUUUCUCUGAUCUGCAGCCAGUGAGCAACACCUAUUCAACAUGCGGUGCUAUUUCAAUGGAACCCUGCUUUCCACGGUGCUGCCGCCAGUGCUGGGGACAGAGUUUGUGUUUGGAGUUCUGGGAAAUGGUUUGGCUCUCUGGGUCUUCUGCUUCCACAUGAGGCCAUGGAAGAGCAGCACGGUGUUACUCUUCAACCUGGCAAUGGCAGAUUUUUUCCUCAACAUGGCUUUGCCUUUCCGUGCCAUGUACUACAUCUCGAACAUCAAGUGGAAGUUUGGACACGCGAUGUGCAACAUCUGCCUCUUCAUGUUGGCACUGAACCGCAGUGGAAGUACCCUCUUCUUGAUGGCUAUCGCUGUGGACAGGUACAUGCGUGUGGUGCAUCCCCAUCAUCCCAUCAACUCUUUGAGUAUCACCAAAGCCAUGUGGGGAGCACUUGCAAUGUGGUUGCUCACCAUCUCAUUGACAGUUCAUGUCUUCCAUCUGCAACACUUCAACACAACCCGCUGUGAGAGCUUUAUGGUUGAUACUGAAAUGCACCAUAAUCUGAACUGGCACAAGUUUGAGUUUCUCCUUGUGUUCUAUGUGCCUCUGCUUGUGGUUCUCUACUGCACAUUCACCAUUAUUGGCCACCUGAGAAGGAGGCAGUUGUCCCAGCAGGCAAAGAUUAGGAAGGCUCUUUGGUUCAUCAUCGUGGUUGCGGUACUCUUCACCAUUUGCUACCUCCCAAGCAACAUCGCACAGCUGCUGAUUUGGAUCCAGACCAAACAAUUAGCCAGCAAACUCCCCGAUUCUGAAGUCUGCUCUGCUCUGGAAGACCUGACCAUUGUGUUUUACAUCACCAUUAGCCUGACCUAUCUCAACAGCGUGUUGGAUCCUGUCGUUUACUACUUCUCCAGCCCCAUCUUCAAGAACAUCUGCAGGAAAGUAUUUCAUCUAUCCCAGACAGACACUGGUGAAAGUACAGAGAACAAAACUCGAGAAACAGGCUCCCAGUCGCUCAGCCAGCUCUGAUCACACUUUUGUGAUCACACAAAAGUUCUCUAUAUAUCCCAUCAAGGAAACCAUUAAGAUGGAUGCAGCUCCGUAGUUAAAUGUUUUUAGUGAAAGUGACAUAUCGCUUUCAAAUUUGCCAUGUAAGUGCUAGAGCCAACAAGAUGAUAUUUUUGUACUUUUCAUAUACAGUAGUACAUAUUGAAUGUGAAAAAUGUAUUGCCUUUGGAAAACAUAUGCCAUAGCAACAUUGUAAAGUUGUUAUUUUUUCUUUGCUAUAUAUUGACUGCACAUUUCUGAAUAUUUCUUUUGUAAAAUGUAUGCUACUGUAAAGCUUUGAAAUAAUUGAUGUACUUAAUAUUUUGUCCAACUUCUAGACAAUUGUCUAAACUCACAAUGAAUUCAGUUUUGUUGUUUGGUUAAUUUAAUGAACUUUAUUAACACGACAUUGUUGUACUAAUAUCAGCUUAUGAAUAAAAUAUCAUCUUUUAAGCCUAUGAGAAAACUGCAUCAUAAUUAUGGAAACACACAUA